AUGUCAUUCGAGAAACCCUCCGUCUGUACCCUCCAAGUGAGUUUGUCCACCUGGAGUCCCAAGCAGGUCCGCCAGCAGAAGAUAAGAGGCUUAUUGUCGAACCCAGCGGGAUUCAAUUUCAGAGAAGCACUGCGCAACACAACGUUGCCCCGUGGUGGGGGAGCAGACGGCAGAGAGCCGGUAGCUGUUAAGAAAGGCCAAGUUGUUGUUUUCUCAAGCUUUGGUCUGCAGCGCCGGCCUGAAUAUGUGGGGCCAGAUGCCAACUACUGGAGACCAGAACGAUGGGAACAUUGGACACCGCCAGAGGGCUCUUAUAUCCCCUGGGGAACGGGCCCACGUACCUGCUUGGGCAAGGCUUUUGGGCAGUUUCAGGUGGCCUAUACACUCGUCCGGCUCUUUCAGGAAUUUGAUUCCGUUGCCGAAGUCAACCACGGCAAAAACACGGAGCAAAGGAUUAGGUUGGAGGUCCUAGCUAAGCCUGCAAUGACUAUUUCCUGCCGGUUCAAUCGCGGUGACCAAUUUCGUUGA
Molecule: messenger RNA, 528 nt
Organism: Aspergillus nomiae NRRL 13137
Lineage: Eukaryota; Fungi; Ascomycota; Eurotiomycetes; Eurotiales; Aspergillaceae
Product: putative cytochrome P450 alkane hydroxylase
Exons: 2
Coding region: 1-528 (175 amino acids)
Molecular function (GO): oxidoreductase activity, acting on paired donors, with incorporation or reduction of molecular oxygen; heme binding; iron ion binding
Source: RefSeq, a predicted model, not a curated record